Molecule: messenger RNA, 1623 nt
Organism: Penicillium angulare
Lineage: Eukaryota; Fungi; Ascomycota; Eurotiomycetes; Eurotiales; Aspergillaceae
Product: sugar porter family MFS transporter
Exons: 7
Coding region: 1-1623 (540 amino acids)
Biological process (GO): transmembrane transport; carbohydrate transport
Cellular component (GO): membrane
Molecular function (GO): carbohydrate:proton symporter activity
Source: RefSeq, a predicted model, not a curated record
AUGUUUGGUUUUCCAAAGUUCUUUGGCUGGAGAGGCAGGUCUCUCAAUUUAGCCAUCAGCUCACUUGGCAGUCUUGAUUUCUUACUUUUUGGAUAUGAUCAAGGUAUUACUGGUGGUCUUUUGGACUUGCCAUCUUUUAUCAAAUACUUCCCAGAGAUCAACCCGAAGGAAGAUGGCAUCAGCAAGUCUCUUAAGUCACAGCGCAGCUUAAACCAAGGUAUCUCAGUUGCAGCCUACAACUUGGGCUGUUUCGUGGGUGCCAUCUUGACUAUCUUUAUUGGUAACCCCCUCGGUCGACGACGAACUAUCUUUUGUGGCUGUAUUAUUAUGGCCACCGGAGCUCUUUUGCAAUGCACUGCCUUUCACUUGCCACAUUUCAUUGUUGGUAGAAUAGUUACCGGUAUUGGCAAUGGAAUGAACACAAGUACUGUUCCAACAUGGCAAUCAGAGUCAUCGAAGGCCCACGAUCGUGGCAAAAUGGUGAUGAUCGAGGGUAUGCUGAUCACUGCGGGCAUCACACUUAGCUAUUGGAUUAACUACGGAAUGGCAUUUAUCGGAGAGUCCGAGGUUGCCUGGCGAUUCCCGCUCGCCUUCCAAAUAUUAUUUGCGAUAACCAUUUUCUGUACCAUUCUAAACUUGCCCGAGUCGCCACGAUGGCUCGUGAUGCAAGGAAGAGACGACGAGGCGUUGGAAAUCCUUGAAGCACUUAAUGAAAAGUCCCGUGAAGACCCGUUCAUUAAGAAUGAGCUCAUCGCCAUCAAGGAGACCGUUCAGGAAAUGUCUAAAGGGUCUUACAGAAGUUUAUUUGACAUGAGUGAAUACAGAGAGUUUCAUCGCGUUGCUCUCGCGUAUGUCAAUCAGAUGUUUCAACAAAUCUCGGGUAUUAACUUAAUCACAUACUACGCGCCAUCGCUUUAUGCAGAGAUUGGCCUCGGUAAAGGAAAUACUCCGAAGCUUCUAGCAGCCUGCAACGGGACAGAGUAUCUGAUGGCUGCGUUUAUUCCGAUCUACAUUAUUGAAAAAGUGGGACGUCGUCCUCUCAUGUUGUUCGGAGCUGCUGGCAUGUCAAUUUCAAUGGCUGUCCUCGCAGGCACCAACUACCGUUUAACCCAUUUAGGUGAUAGUCAAGCUGGCAUUGGGCAGGCUGUCUUCCUUUUUGUUUUUAAUACCUUCUUUGCCAUUGGCUGGCUCGGAAUGACUUGGCUAUACCCUGCAGAGAUUGUCCCUCUUCGUAUUCGUGCCCCGACCAAUGCGCUAUCUACCAGCGCGAACUGGAUUUUCAACUUCAUGGUCGUAAUGAUUACUCCAGUCGCAUUUGAUAGCAUUGGAUAUAAAACGUACAUCAUUUUUGCUGUCAUAAACGCCUUCAUGUUCCCCGUUGUUUACUUUUUCUUCCCCGAGACACGCAGGCGGUCUUUGGAAGAGAUGGAUGCAAUUUUCAAGAAGUCUACAAACGUCUUCAAUGCGGUGACUAUAUCCGUCAAAGAGCCAUACCGGUAUGAUGAGCAUGGCCAGCUCAAACCUGAGUACCUCGAAGAGGUUAUGCGCCGAGAGAGUAUCCGACAAAAUAGUGUUUCUGUUCACAUAGAUAAUGAUAAAUUUGGUAGUGAUGAGAGCGGCUGA